Messenger RNA from Exophiala oligosperma, 3498 nucleotides. RefSeq lists its product as uncharacterized. Gene Ontology annotation, molecular function: GTP binding; GTPase activity; ribosome binding. Bases 163 to 3414 code for a protein of 1083 amino acids. The transcript has a single exon. The record is from RefSeq and is a predicted model, not a curated record. Gene Ontology annotation, biological process: cytosolic ribosome assembly. Gene Ontology annotation, cellular component: cytosol; ribonucleoprotein complex. Lineage: Eukaryota; Fungi; Ascomycota; Eurotiomycetes; Chaetothyriales; Herpotrichiellaceae.
UGAUCAAAGCACCGCAAGUCCUGGAUUUGUACAACCAUAUACACCCGUUGAUCCUCGUGAGCGUUAUCCCAACACGGAUACAUACUAGGCGGCCGACAGCACUCAUUACUGCCGCUGCCACAAGUCUUUCGUUUUCAUGGUUCCUCAAUUAUAGCCCUCACCAUGCCAGCAAUACCACCCUCCCAACUCAUUUCCCUGCAAUCCAACUCCCAAAAUAUAAGAAACAUUUGUAUCCUAGCCCAUGUUGACCACGGCAAGACCUCACUGACCGACUCCCUCAUCGCCACUAAUGGCAUCAUAUCGCCCAAGAUGGCGGGAAAAGUCCGCUAUCUGGACUCGAGGCCGGACGAGCAAAUCCGUGGUAUCACUAUGGAGAGCAGCGCAAUCAGUUUAUAUUUUAGCAUGAUGCGCCGAGCGCAGGAGAACGACUCGCCGAAGAAGGAGGAAUACUUGAUCAAUCUGAUCGACAGUCCUGGACAUAUCGAUUUUUCCUCCGAAGUGUCUACUGCCUCAAGACUGUGCGAUGCUGCGGUUGUGCUCGUGGAUGCGGUGGAGGGAGUAUGUUCCCAGACUGUGACGGUGCUACGACAGGUAUGGAUUGAGAAACUCAAGCCACUCCUGGUCAUAAACAAGAUCGAUAGACUGGUUACGGAGUUGAAAAUGAGUCCGGCCGAAGCCUACUCACACCUGGAAAGGGUUCUUGAAGGCGUGAACGCUGUUAUUGGCGGCUUCUUUGCCGGCGAGAGAAUGGAAGAGGAUCUGUUGUGGAGAGAGAAGUUGGACCAGAAACGUGCUGCGAAAGAGCAGCAGAAGCAGGAUGCGUUAAGCGAGACCACGACCGAAUCUGAUCUAGAUCAACAAUUCGAAGAACGAGACGAUGAAGACUUGUACUUUGCGCCGGAGAAGAACAAUGUCAUUUUUGCGAGCGCCAUUGAUGGAUGGGCAUUUACGGUCCGUCAGUUCGCUAGUAUCUACGAAAAGAAACUGGGCAUCAAGAGGUCGGUACUAGAGAAGGUACUCUGGGGGGACUUCUACCUGGAUCCCAAAACAAAGAAGGUAUUGGGCCAGAAACACUUGAAGGGAAGGAACCUUAAACCUAUAUUUGUUCAGCUCGUGCUCGAUCCGAUUUGGCAAGUCUACAAUGCAACGGUGGGCGUCAGUGGUGAGCGUGGGGAUCUUGCGCUACUGGAGAAGAUCACAAAGUCACUGUCGAUUAAACUACCACCACAUAUUGCGAAGUCUCGAGAUCCCAAGACCAUACUGCAAGCUGUGUUUGCGUCAUGGCUGCCGUUGUCGACGGCCCUACUCGUCUCGGUGAUCGAAUACUUGCCCAGUCCACCCAGUGCUCAGGCAACAAGAAUGCCGGAGUUGAUCGAAGACUUGGUCAGUACGAGGUAUAUCGACGAUAAGGUCAAAGAGUCGAUGGUUGGUUUCAACACCGAGGCAGCGGCACCCGUGGUGGCAUAUGUCAGCAAGAUGGUAGCGAUUCCGGAGAGUGAACUACCCUCGAAGAGGAGGAAACUUGGGGCAGCACUCACAGCAGACGAAGCAAGAGAGCUUGCUAGACGCAAGCGUGCAGAAAUCGCCAAGGCACAGGCCGAAGCUGAAGGUAGCAGUGACAUGGAUGGAAUUACCAAUGGUAUAAGAAAUACCAGGAUAGGUGAAGAGGUCGAAGAUGACGUGACGCCCGAGCAACCUGAAGACCCAGAGCAUCUGAUUGGGUUCGCGCGGUUGUUCUCAGGCUCAUUAUCAGUCGGGGACGAGGUUUAUGUUUUGCCGCCGAAAUUCAACCCUGCAUUCCCACACGCAUCGCCUGAGCCGAAGAAAGUGCCUAUCACAGCUCUGUAUCUUCUAAUGGGUCGGUCGCUAGAGCCGUUGGAGAAGGUUCCUGCCGGUGUCGUAUUCGGCAUUGAAGGCUUAGAAGGACACAUCCUCAAAACUGGUACGUUAUGUUCCCAGAUCGAAGGCGGUGUCAAUCUCGCGGGAGUGUCGACUCUAAGCCAGCCUAUCGUUCGUGUCGCCCUCGAGCCGACAAACCCAAUGGAUCUGAACAAGAUGAUACAAGGCCUGAAGCUUUUGGAAAAGAGCGAUCCAUGCGCCGUAUACGAGCAGAUGGAGAGUGGUGAACAUGUCAUUCUAACAGCUGGCGAACUUCACCUGGAACGAUGUCUGAAAGAUCUUCGAGAGCGGUUUGCAAGAUGUGACAUCCAACCAGGCGAACCAAUUGUGCCGUAUCGCGAGACUAUCGUGAAGGCGGAGGAGAUGGAGGCACCCAAGACGAAAGAUCCAAGAGGUACAGCACUUGCUGUGACAGCUUCAAAGACAGUGACUGUGAGGUUGAGAGUACGACCGCUUCCUCAAACCGUUACCGAGUUCUUGAUCAAGCAUGGGCCAUCUCUCCGACGGCUGUAUGCUGAAAAGCAGGCUCUAGAGGAUGGUGUCGAGGUGGAAAAAGAGGAAGUAGUAGACCUUGGCAACGAGAUGGGCAAUGAGCGAAGUACCUUGUCACUGCAAGAAUUCAGAAAGCAAUUACAAGAUGUAUUUGAUGAUUUAAAGGAGGACAGGGAAGCCUGGACGAAAGUCAUCUCACGAAUAUGUGCCUUUGGGCCGCGGAGAGUAGGGCCGAAUCUACUCAUCGACGCUACGGGAACAAAUACCUGCAAAAGAUUCCUGCUAGAAUUGGAUGAAGCGAAGGGAAAUGGCGAGAAUGUAACAAACGGACACGACGAUGAUGAAGCAAGUAACGUUAUGACGAAAGCGACGCACGACUUUUCAGACACGAUUGCAUAUGCAUUCCAGCUUGCAACCGCCCAGGGACCACUGUGUCGAGAGCCUACACAAGGCGUCGCGGUUUUCUUGGAAGAAAUAAUCCACCAGCCGGCCGACGAUGCCGAUGCGAGCACUGAAUCUGGACGGUUAACAGGAGAACUCAUCACCAGUGUGCGAGAGAGUAUCCGUUCAGGUUUUCUCGACUGGUCGCCUCGGAUAUUGCUUGCCAUGUACUCUUGCACUAUCCAAGCGACUCCAGAGGUCUUGGGCAAGGUGUACAGUGUACUAACUCGGCGAAGGGGUUCGAUCCUGAGCGAGUCGUUGUUGGAAGGCACACCGUACUUUACAAUCGAGGCGACGCUACCCGUCGCAGAGAGUUUCGGCUUCAGCGAAGAGAUAAGAAAACGAACAUCCGGUCUGGCACAGCCUAUGCUUCAGUUCAUUGGAUUUGAGAUGAUCGACGACGUCGACCCCUUUUGGGUACCAAGGAGUGAGGAGGAAUUGGAGGACCUGGGCGUCCACGGUGAGAGAGAGAACGUGGCGAAGAAGUAUGUGGAUGGCGUGAGACGACGAAAGGGUCUGCUUGUGAGAGCGGCACGCGGUGGGAGAGACGCAGAGAAACAAAAGACUUUGAAAUCGAAUUAGACCAUGUUGGGUGUGACGAGGUAGCCAAAUGACGUUGAUACGAUACCUGCAAAGAAUUGAAUAAAAUGAAGACAUGAAGCAGAC